Messenger RNA from Hyla sarda, 2997 nucleotides. It is a transcript of the gene JUNB, whose product is annotated as JunB proto-oncogene, AP-1 transcription factor subunit. Gene Ontology annotation, cellular component: transcription regulator complex. Gene Ontology annotation, biological process: regulation of transcription by RNA polymerase II; regulation of cell cycle; regulation of cell population proliferation. The record is from RefSeq and is a predicted model, not a curated record. The transcript has a single exon. Lineage: Eukaryota; Metazoa; Chordata; Amphibia; Anura; Hylidae. The coding region runs from base 154 to 1017 and encodes 287 amino acids. Gene Ontology annotation, molecular function: RNA polymerase II cis-regulatory region sequence-specific DNA binding; DNA-binding transcription factor activity, RNA polymerase II-specific; transcription factor binding.
CUCUGGUAUAAAGGCUGUGGCGCUCGCGGGAGAGCUGUCAGAUGAAAUAGAACGCACCGGGUGACAGCAGCAUUAGUAGUGCCGGAUACCCCGAGACUGAUCCCCGCACCUUCCCGCCCGGCUCCGGUUACCUGUCACCCGCUCCGCAGUCUCAUGUGCUCUAGGAUGGAGCAGCCUUUCUAUCACGAUGACUCCAUGUUGUCCCCGUACUCCCGGCCGGACCAGUCCCUGCUGAAGGCGACCCUGGCCUCCCUGAACGACCAGUACCGGGCACAGAAGCCCGAGCUGUCCUACUACACGGAGCAGCCGAGCCUGAAGAUGUCCGCCCCGGAGCUGGAGCGGCUGAUCAUCCACAGCGGGCCCGGGGUGUUGAAUGGCUCAGGCGGGGGGCAGCAGCUCUUCUACCGGGGCGGCACGGAGGAGCAGGAGGGCUUCGUGGACGGCUUCGUGCGGGCGCUGGACGAUCUGCACAAGAUGAACCGGGACGUGGCGCCCCCUAACGUGUCACUGGGCGGAGCGGGCACCGUGUCCCCGGUCACCAACACCGGCCUGUACGGAGGAGGCGGAGACCCGGCCGUGUACACCAACCUGUCCGCCUACAACUGUUACCGCCAGCCGUCCGCCACCAUCAGCUACCUCCCGCCCGCCACCGGCUACGGCCACCCGCCUCCUCAACCCUUCAAAGAGGAGCCGCAGACCGUCCCGGACACCGGCAGCAGCCGCGACAGCACCCCGGCCCCCAUGUCACCCAUCAACAUGGAGGAGCAGGAGAAGAUCAAGGUGGAGCGGAAGCGGCUGCGGAACCGCCUGGCCGCCACCAAGUGCCGCAAGAGGAAGCUGGAGAGGAUCGCCCGCCUGGAGGAGAAGGUGCGGGAGCUGAAGAGCGAGAACAACGGCCUGAGCGGAACCGCGGGGGCCCUGAGGGAGCAGGUGGAGCAGCUGAAGGGCCGGGUGCGGGAGCAUGCCAGGCAUGGGUGCCAGCUACUGCUGGGGGGCAAGGGCCACACCGUCUUCUGAGGGCCCAAGUGUGUGUGUGCACUGCCUCCUACACCAGGGGCCCCAUCUAUAGACUGUGGGGUACCGCCCCCGAGGAUCCGCAACAUCUCAUGGGGGGUAUGAUGACUACAGUGCCCCCGCUAACUGAACUGCAACAUCCUGGGGUAUGAUUACAGCGCCCCUGUUGUCUAUAGACUGAACUGCAACAUCCUGGGGGUAUGAUGACUACAGUGCCCCGCUAACUGAACUGCAACAUCCUGGGGUAUGAUGACUACAGUGCCCCCUCUUGUCUAUAGCCUGAACUGCAACAUCCUGGGGGUAUGAUGACUACAGUGCCCCCGCUAACUGAACUGCAACAUCCUGGGGUAUGAUUACAGCGCCCCUGUUGUCUAUAGACUGAACUGCAACAUCCUGGGGGUAUGAUGACUACAGUGCCCCGCUAACUGAACUGCAACAUCCUGGGGUAUGAUUACAGCGCCCCUGUUGUCUAUAGACUGAACUGCAACAUCCUGGGGGUAUGAUGACUACAGUGCCCCCUACUGUCUAUAGACUGAACUGCAACAUCCUGGGGGUAUGAUGACUACAGUGCCCCCUACUGUCUAUAGACUGAACUGCAACAUCCAGGGGUAUGAUGACUACAGUGCCCCCUACUGUCUAUAGACUGAACUGCAACAUCCAGGGGUAUGAUGACUACAGUGCCCCCUACUGUCUAUAGACUGAACUGCAACAUCCAGGGGUAUGAUUACAGCGCCCCUGUUGUCUAUAGACUGAACUGCAACAUCCAGGGGUAUGAUUACAGCGCCCCUGUUGUCUAUAGACUGAACUGCAACAUCCUGGGGGUAUGAUGACUACAGUGCCCCCUACUGUCUAUAGACUGAACUGCAACAUCCAUGGGGUAUGAUGACUACAGUGCCCCCUACUGUCUAUAGACUGAACUGCAACAUCCAGGGGGUAUGAUGACUUCAGUGCCCCCGCUAACUGAACUGCAACAUCCAGGGGGUAUGAUGUCUACAGUGCCCCCUGCUGUCUGCCCCACCUACCAGACUCGAUCCAAGCACUUGGGGUCCAGUGACAAUGAAGAGAGGUCUGGCUGUCGGACCCCUGUAGACACCCGCUGCUGCACUUAUGGACUUAAUGGGCGACACCUGAGCCCACUGCAGGGGGGGUUUACAUAGACUGUGCUUGAAAUUAGGGGCAAGACACUGGCAUAUCUGCCAACCAUCCAUGGUAUUGCUGCUCUAAAGAAGGACCAUGAUUUGGGAGAGACUCUGCUGCCCUUACUGAGGAACUACAAGUCCCAGCAGGCCUGUAGUGCCACAGUAAUCGGUGGGCCUGGGUCUUGCUGAACCCUCCUGCUGCCAUGGGGGGGGGUUAAUACCAGUACCCGUAUGGCAGUAGAACGGUUAAUCGUAGCCGUGCGGUGACUAAUACCCUCCUGUCAUUAUGAUAAUGUCUUCCUAAUCUGUCCAAAAUGAGGAAGAGGAUGUUGGUCAUGUGACUGGUAUGCAGGGGAGAGGUGAAGUUGGCUCCGCCGGUGGCAUAAGGGACCAUCCUCGCCAGUCAUUCCAUGUAGUGAACGUCAUGCACUGUAAUAGGGAUCGUGGACGUGCGACAAAAAAGUGCAAAUAUAUUGCAUUUCUUCCAGUGUGAGGUUUACAGACCAACGUUGUGACUCCUACCAAUAGGGGGCGCUUGCUGUGCGGAGGCUGCACGGGUCCUGCAGGGCGUGGGGCACCGCACAGCAAGGCCUCAUUUAUAGUGAGGGGAGGGUUUUGGGGGUGGGGGGGCACGGCUGGUACCGGACCCCCACCCCUUCCCUCGCCCCUCUAAGUAUUUAAUGCACAGUAGUUUUAUUUAAGGUACUUUACAGGGUCGUUGUGCCCAGAAAAGUGUCAGAAUCCUAUUUUUAUGUGGAGAAUUGUCUGUUUUUAUACUGCGCUGUCACCAGACCUUUUCUAUUGUCUAUUUUGUGUCUGUAUUUAAGUAAAUUGAUUGUUUACA